Messenger RNA from Paramuricea clavata, 324 nucleotides. The record is from the annotation of a GenBank genome assembly. Lineage: Eukaryota; Metazoa; Cnidaria; Anthozoa; Malacalcyonacea; Plexauridae.
AUGCCUGUCCAGUACGAUCCAUUGCCUAUCCAGUACGACCCAUUGCCUGUCCAGUACGACCCAUUGCCUAUCCAGUACGACCCAUUGCCUGUCCAGUACGACCCAUUGCCUAUCCAGUUCGACCCAUUGCCUAUCCAGUUCGACCCAUUGCCUAUCCAGUACGAUCCAUUGCCUAUCCAGUACGACCCAUUGCCUAUCCAGUACGACCCAAUGCCUAUCCAGUACGACCCAUUGCCUAUCCAGUACGAUCCAUUGCCUAUCCAGUACGACCCAAUGCCUAUCCAGUACGAUCCAAUGCCUGCCUGUCCAGUACGAUACAAUUAA